AUGGCUAUUAGAAAAAAAUUAUAUUAAUUAAGAGAAAACGAGGCGUGCGGUGCAUUCGUUUGUAACAUGGUUAGCCUGGAUUUGCGGCAAAGCUCAACACUGCACAGCCUGGUCUGCCAAUCGAUCCUAGUGCUGUUGUGCCUAAUCUGUUACGGCUACGGCGGCCUGAGCAGCGCUAAGUUUGUGUUUGAUGACACUGUGGCCAUAGUUAAAAACAAAAAUGUCAAUACGCUGCCCACCAAUUGGACGGCCAUCUUUAGCCACGACUUUUGGGGUGCGCCGCUGUUAAGCGCAGAUUCACACAAAUCCUUUCGGCCGCUGACAACGCUCAUGUUUCAUUACGAAUACGCCUUGCUGGGCUUAAAUGCUGCUCACAUGAAGUUUUUGAACCUGCUGCUGCACUGCGUGAACACAUUGCUCAUAUGGCGCUUGGUGCGGUCACUGUAUGUGGAGGAUAUAGACAUCGAGCGCUGGGCUACCAUUUCAGCAGCACUGUUUGCCGUACAUCCAGUGCACACGGAGGCAGUAUCCGGCGUAGUGGGCAGAGCGGAGCUCAUGUUCGGCCUGAUACACCUGCUCUGUCUGCUGCUGACAGUGGCCAGCGCGGACAAGCAACAGGGCGUGAGCAGCGUUAGCCUCAUCCUGCUGCUCACGGCUAUGGGCAUGCUUUUCAAGGAGACGGCAAUAACUAUACCGAUAUCCUGUGUGUUGUUGGACUACUUUCAGAAUGGCACCUACGUGCUGCCGCUGAAGCUGCAGCAGCGGGUUAUCACCAGUCGACUGCGCUACGUGUUUUACCUCUGCGGUACGCUGUUGCUGCUGCUGUUGCGUCUCUGGUGGCAAAACUUUGAGGCGCCCGAGUUUAAAGCCGUCGACAAUCCCAUUGCACAUAACGAGCAGCUGCUCACGCGCGGUCUGUCCCAGCAGUACUUGUAUGUGGUCAACUUUUGGCUGAUGUUAUGCCCACAAUGGCUGUGCUUCGACUGGGCGCUGGGCUGCGUUAAUCUGGUUACCAGCAUUUGGGAUAUGCGUCUACAGGCAGUCAUUGCAUUCUACUCCUUUAUAAUCGUCUCCUUGAUGAACUUUCGACGCUUGGCAGGACUUAUGCUGGGCCUGGCACUGAUGAUCAUUCCGUUUCUGCCCGCCUCGGGCAUUAUACGCGUUGGAUUUGUGAUUGCCGAACGUACACUGUAUGUGCCUUCGAUGGGCUUCUGCUUGAUGUCCGUAUAUGGCUUCCUCUACUGUUACCAGAACUAUGCAAACAACAGCUACUGCCGCGCGGCGCUUCAGGCGCUACUCAUGCUGCUCUUUACUGUGUUUAUGUUGCGGACGCGGCAGCGCGCUGCACAGUGGCUAAACGAGGAGCAGCUAUUCAGCUCGGCGCUGCAGGUGUGCCCCAACAAUGCCAAGGUGCAUUACAACAUAGCACGCCUUGCCACGGACACCGGCAACAUCAGCAGGGCUUUCCACCAUUACCACAAGGCUGUCGAGCUGUAUCCGGAGUACGAAUCGGCGCUCAUGAAUCUGGGAAAUCUGUACCGUGAGAAUGGACAGCUACAGACAGCUGAGAAGUAUAUACGCGCCGCAUUGACCGCUUAUCCAGCGUUUCCGGUGGCCUGGAUGAAUCUGGGCAUAGUGCAGUCGGCACAAAAGAAGUACGACCAGGCGCUGGACAGCUAUAGGCAGGCCUUAAAAUAUCGCUCCGACUAUGCCGUCUGCUACUAUAACAUGGGCAAUCUGUUUUUGGAGCAGCACCAAUAUGCCGAAGCACUGCAUCAUUGGCAACAUGCGGUCGCCGUCAAUCCACGGCAGCCCAAGGCCUGGGCCAAUAUUCUAACCAUGCUCGAUAAUCGCGCCAUGUACGAGGAUGCGUUGCGCAUUUCGGAACAGGCUCUUGUCCAGUUACCCAACGAACCGAGUAUCAUAUUUAUACGCGCCAAUGUCCUGGGCAAGAUGAGGCACUACCUGGAGGCGGAGACGCUCUAUAAGCUCGUCAUUGAGCUCGAUCCAAAGAAUAUGCUGUAUCACACGAAUCUCGGUGUGCUCUACCAUCGCUGGGACAAAGUGCAAGAAGCCAUCGAAUGCUACCAGACUGCCAUUAGCAUCAAUUCCUUGCGUGCGACAACGGCACGGGAAAAUCUUGGCAAGCUCUUAAAGCGCUUAAACCGCGAAACAUACAAGGAGUCACAGUAAGCAAGGCUUUCUUGCCUAAUCUAAGUGUAGACAUCUGGUCAUUGGCGUAAGUUGCAUCCAAAUUCAUAACAUUCCUCUAUCUAAGACCAAAGCGACAGACAGAACAGUAUGAAACGUAAUGGAAAGUGCAAGCGUGAUAUUAUAUUUCCUAACUUUCGCUUUAAUUAUUGUCCCAAACUUUCCAGACAAUCGCUGAUAAUUAUAUUCUAUGUGUUUGCUUCUCAAAGUUUACAAAUGCCGUGAAAAAAAAGAAUACCCACCUCUACCGAAAAUCUAUUUGUAAUUGUCAGCAAAACGUUUACGAAUGGGUCACAAAAUAGAUAAAUUAAAUACUCCAUCAAGCCAGUCAAGCCGGGAAUGUUUUUAUAAACCAAUCAGUCAUAUAUUUCGAACUGUUUGUAUGAUAUCAAGGCUGCCUUAUCAACAACAACACAACUUGGACAAACAAAAAAUGUUUCUUUUUUCAUUAAACUAAACCAAAAAAAAAAGAGAGUGGUUUAAAGUUUCUAUUAAUGUUUGCGAUUGUUUGGCGUCCGUCCACACAAAUUCUCCAUAUCAUAUCUCAUAGAUAAUAC
Messenger RNA from Drosophila virilis, 2768 nucleotides. It is a transcript of the gene Tmtc4, whose product is annotated as Transmembrane O-mannosyltransferase targeting cadherins 4. Gene Ontology annotation, molecular function: mannosyltransferase activity; protein binding. The record is from RefSeq and is a predicted model, not a curated record. Gene Ontology annotation, cellular component: endoplasmic reticulum. Lineage: Eukaryota; Metazoa; Arthropoda; Insecta; Diptera; Drosophilidae. Gene Ontology annotation, biological process: endoplasmic reticulum unfolded protein response; protein O-linked glycosylation via mannose.